CCCUUCACUCUUCGUGAAUUAAAGGAAGCCAUCCCAAAACAUUGCUUCCAAAGACCUGUCAUGACCAGUAUGCUCCAUCUCAUUUCAGAUUUGGUUCAAUUAAUUGCCUAUACUGUUGCCUAUUAUUACUUUUCCAAUUUGUUAGAAUCUCCAAUUUAUUACUUGUUGCAGGGUGUCUUGUUUUGUGGUUAUGUUUUUAUUGAAGGUUUUACAUUUACUGGAUUGUGGGUUCUUCAGCAUGAAUGUGGACAUUAUGCUUUUGCUGAUAGUCCUCUUGUUUGUGAUAUUGUCGGUUACAUUGUCGGAAGUGCCUUGUUGGUUCCAUAUUUUGCUUGGCAAAAAUCACAUGCUAUUCACCAUGCAAAUACCAAUCACAUGACAAGAGAUCAAACCUGGGUUCCUCAAAAUGUCCAACCAAUUCCUUCUAAUAAUCCAGCUCAAAAAUCUCAAGUUGACAAACAAGUUGAAAUGAAACCAAAAUCUGAAUCAUCUCUUUCUGCCAUUACUGAUAUGAUUGUUAUGGCAACUAUUGGUUGGCCACUUCACUUGGUGCUCAAUGUUUCUGGUCCAUAUCCAAUCAAAUUCACCUCUCACUUUUUACCAUCCUCUCCAAUCUUUAAUAGUAGAGAAACCUUAAAGAUUUACUUGUCUAAUUUUGGAGUAAUUGCCAUGUUAUUCAUUCUCUAUCAAUUAUUCCAAAUUUAUGGAUGGCAAGUGAUGGUCACUGUCUAUGUCUUACCACUCAGUAUUAAUUUCUUCCUAUUGACCUCAAUUACCUUUUUACAACACGUCCACGAUGACGUUCCUCAUUUGGAUGAAGGUGAGUGGAAUUGGUUGAAGGGAGCUUUGUGUACCAUUGAUCGUUCGAUGGGUUCAUUCUUGGAUUCCAAAUUGCAUCACAUUACUGAUACACAUGUGUGUCAUCAUGUCUUUUCAAAGAUUCCAUUCUAUCAUGCUGAGGAAGCAACGAAAGCAAUUAAGGGAAAACUUGGAAAUUAUUAUAGAGAUGAGACUGAUAAGAGUUUCUUUGGUGCUUUAUUCGAAAAUUUGAAGAAUUGUGUUGCCUUGAAGAGAAAUGAAAAGUUUAGAGGAAUUUUGUGGUGGGAUCAUUAAACUUGAAUAAAUAGCAGAUUCAUUUACAA
Messenger RNA from Naegleria gruberi, 1142 nucleotides. RefSeq names its product delta-12 oleate desaturase. Lineage: Eukaryota; Heterolobosea; Eutetramitea; Acrasida; Naegleriidae. The transcript is spliced from 5 exons. The record is from RefSeq and is a predicted model, not a curated record. Gene Ontology annotation, biological process: lipid metabolic process. Gene Ontology annotation, molecular function: oxidoreductase activity. Bases 61 to 1113 code for a protein of 350 amino acids.